CCUGUGACAAUUUCUCCACCCCUGAAACCUGAUCCAUUCGUCGAAUCACUUUCAUCUAGCUUCUUUGUGACAUAUUGUCUUUCCAUAUUCCCUCUCUGACUUCCGUCGGUCACCCCAUCGCACCCCACUUUCUAUCGCUCGUUACUCUUCCCUUUAGCUUUUCGACAUCGUCACAAUGCACCUUUCCAUCAUUUCCUCCUCUGUGCUCGCCCUAGCAGGAGCCACGCUGAUCUCAGCAGCCUCCAGCGACCCCUAUGCCGAUCCGGGCAAGCUCCCAGCAAAAACCGACUCUGCGCAUGGACAAGUGGGAUACAACGACUGUCAAAAGCGCUACGGUGCAUCGUCCCAGUCCUCGAAGUGCCAGAAUGCGUACAUCAACUCUGCAAAGGACUUUUGCCUGUGGGCACCGCCGAAGAAGGCUGCGAUCGGGGACAGCGAGGAAUACGAGAUCUCUUGGUGCAUGGCGUCUGGCUACGGCACACGUCUCAUCCCAGAUGGCACGAUCAAGGGUGCACACUUCCUAAAAACACCAAGCUUUGUUCAAAUCACAGGCGUGGGCGACCUGACAAGCCUGAAUAUUCCCCGGGGCGACCAGGGCGGAGAACUGGAUCCGCAUGGCGCAACAGGUGCAGGCAACCCCAUUGGAGGCCAAGUGUACACGAACGCGUACACAGGUGAAUGGGAGCACAUUCAAGAAUGGCAGAACUUCAUGUCCUACAACGAGUUCUGCUUCAGAGCCUGCCGCGCUGGCCCGCACGCAAAACAGUAUUGCCCUCACAUCUACGACCUUAUGGGAUGCCUUUGGAAUGAGCCAGCCAACUACGACAAGAACGUCUUUGAAGACUGCAACGGCAACGAGGGCAAAUACCCUGGCGUGUACGGCACUUCGACUUGGCAUCAGGGGCAAAACCCGACACCUCCAGCUCACAAGGCAGGAAAGUCGUCCCAAUGUGCUCGAUAUGCGACCAUUUCCAAUAGCCAAGCUACCAAGAUUCCGACCGUUCCGGCCGGCGCAGCUCAGAAGAACGCCUACCGGCCGCUUAUUGAGACCCCUGAGGUCGACCAACCAUCACUCAUCAAAGUCAUCAAGAGGAACUGAGCUAUUUCGAAUCAGUACUCCGGAAUUUUCUCUCGUGAUUACGCUGCACUCUCACACCCUUCGACAAGUCGAUGCGGCCCCUUCGUACUCUCAUGUGUAUCAAAACCUUCGUUUCGAGUCAAUCACGCUUCCCACGUGUAUUAUUAUUCGCUACAAAUGCGCAAAUCGAUUCCCUUGUUCUCCCA
This is a messenger RNA of Tilletiaria anomala UBC 951, 1284 nucleotides long. RefSeq lists its product as uncharacterized. The transcript is spliced from 3 exons. Lineage: Eukaryota; Fungi; Basidiomycota; Exobasidiomycetes; Georgefischeriales; Tilletiariaceae. The record is from RefSeq and is a predicted model, not a curated record. The coding region runs from base 176 to 1099 and encodes 307 amino acids.